GGUCGUGUGUAUUUCUUUUGUAUGUUUGUUGUUUGUUUAAUUUUUUAAUUUCCUUUUUAAUUGGUGUAGUCGUGCGUCAUCGAUCAUAUUGAUAACUAUUCAUAUGCACAUAUUAUAUUAUAUAUUAUACAACAUUUUUGUGAUAAAUUGUGAGUGACCACAUGCUGUCGUUAGUAUAUCUAAUAACACAAUAAUGGGUUAAGUAUUGGAAUGUGCGCGUUACAAAAAUAAUUAUAAUAGUUAAUGUGCGAAUGUGAAACGAUGGUGAUAUUUGUGCGAUUGUAGUGCGUUUUCUCGGAUAACUUUUAGCUGGAGCUGCGUAAAAACCAUAAUGGAUACGAGUAAUGUCAACCGAUAAGAUGCAGUGCAAGUGCGGCCUUUGGUGCGCAUUCCUCGUAAUUUUGGCAGUGUCUGCCAUUUCGGCCGCUCAACUAAUCAAAGAUGAUUUGAUGGUGGUGAUUCCUACCAGCAUGCCGGCUGACGAUGGACGAACUACGACCGACUAUCGACGGCAGCGCAACGCAACCUCUAGGCCGGUGGUCGGCACUCUCAGGAGAACACCGAUGCCACCACUUCACCGAGGAGGAUCCGGACUGGUUUCGCUGGACACGCUGCCGGACACUGAUGAGACGUCGAUGCCCCGGGUUAAGAAGAAGAUCAAACACAAACGGACGUGGGAUGAACCCGAGGCCCAAGGAUCGGAAGUGCGAAACGCCACGUCCAAGAGACCGGACCGGAUCAAGACCCGUAGGAGGUUGUUAGUACCGUCGUCGAGCACAGCUAGGGCACUUCGAACAGCGGCUGUGACGUCCCUGCAAGAAGACCCGUACUACGAUUUCGGCAAAAAGAUCAGAUACCCACCGCAGCCGUCGUCCCCACAAUCCACCGUAGAUGGACUCGGCACGCCGUCUGACUCAGAGACUAGGACGUCGCUCAGGUUGCCGGUGGUCGUCCAGCAGGUGCUGGACGCCACGCCCCGAACCAGAGCGCUACCACCACCUCCACAUAACCGCAACCAUAGUACUGCGACAACGACCAGGCGACCCACAGAGAACUCGGCUGCGGGGGCAGCGGAGUGCUUGUACCCUAGAUUCACCAGACGGAACAACAAAUCGCGAGCUCGAAGAGACGUGCGGUGCUUGCCGGAAUCGGACGUCAGGACCACGAGGAUAAUGUCGACCGUUGUCACGUCCGUGUCGGUGAAGGGUAGCCCGCAGAAAAGAAACGACUCUACCGUCGAGCCCGAUCAACAUCCCAUCGAGAAUCACCGCCCGGAAACCAACAGUGGUAGCGACGCGACCGGCGCGUACAAUUUCGGGCCGACUACGACGAGUUCGGAACCUGCGAUCGCCGUGUCGGCGUACCCGAAAUACCUCCGAAACCGGUACCGAAACAUUUCGCUGCCCGAAUACUUGGAAAUCACCAAAGUCAACCAGAGACGGUUGAACGGUUCGACUUUGGCUGGAAUCGCGUCCAUAUCAUCCACCACUGCCUCCACCACUACCGUAUUAACAACAGCCACCACUCCCACAGUUACGACAGCUUCCGGUCUGUCGUCCCCGGAUCACCCAGUCGUCGGCACAACAGAAACGUCGGACGCGUCCACUACCGGCGACCGGUCUUCCACCGACACCUCUCAGCCGCCACCCACCGACUUGCAAGAUUUCAUCUACCUGAACAAUGGUACGUCGGAAGCACCUGUCGACGAUAUUGCCACCGAUGUCGCCGCCACGAUCGCCUCCACCAUUGCGGUGGACACUGCCAUCGAAGCCCGCCAGAGGAGGCCGCUGCUACAGCGCAGCAACAUCACCAGACCGUCAACCGAACACGACGUUGGCGUGGUAUACCCGGACGGUCUGGCCACUUCCGUUUACUUUUUAACGUUUUUAGCCAUCGUACCGUUGGUGUUGGUGAUCAUAUUCGCGUUCAAGCUGGCUAUGCGGCGAAAAAAGAAGAAGGUGUUCGAUAGUUCGGAAUAUUCGUCCGAAUACAAUCGCAGCCCGCUGGACUUCAAUACGAUCACUUCAUCACCAAUCACCACCAAACUUCCCAGGGUGCCACAGCACAUCGUGUGGGACGCCGAAAAGGCGCCCGUCGUCCCGGUGCCCACGGGCAACAGCCACUGGGAGUUCCCCCGGGAAAAGCUGCGGCUCCAGACCAUAUUGGGCCAAGGCAAUUUUGGCCAAGUGUGGAAGGCCGAGGCGGACGACAUUAGUGGACACGAGGGCCUAACCAGGCUUGUUGCCGUGAAAAUGGUCAAGGAGGACGCAGCGUCCCGAGAGAGAGAAGAUCUGAUCAGAGAGCUAAGUAUUAUGCAACAUCUCGGGUCGCAUCCGAACGUCGUCACGUUGCUGGGAUGCUGUACGGAGAAAGAACCGUAUUUACUGAUCAUGGAGUACGUUAUGUACGGCAAACUAUUGGCGUUCCUCAGAGACCGACGGACACGAUCGCAUUAUUUUAAUUUUAGCGACUCCACUGCUUCACUCACAUCUAGAGAUUUAACCAUGUUUGCCUAUUGCGUAGCACGAGGAAUGGAUUUUCUGGUCUCAAAAAAAAUAGUACACAGGGACUUGGCCGCGAGAAAUGUAUUGGUUGACCAUAAUAAAUUAUGCAAAAUAGCCGAUUUUGGUAUGUCUCGAAAUGUCCGCGACACUAACCAGAUUUACGAACAAAGGCAUACAAAGGGUGCUUUGCCUAUCCGUUGGAUGGCUCCGGAGUCGUUACAUUAUAGUAUAUUCACAUACAAGACUGACGUGUGGAGCUUUGGUGUACUAAUGUGGGAAAUUGUCACUCUAGGUUCAACCCCUUACUGCACGAUGGGUGCACGCGAAGUAAUGAGACGUGUGCGUGAAGGCUACAGACUUGACAAACCAGCGCAUUGUCGAUCCGAAUUGUUCAGGGUGAUCACCAAGUGUUGGGCGGCCGACCCGUCUAAGCGACCCACGUUCGCCGAGUUGAAGCAAGAGCUAGGCGCACUCCUGGAAAACCCAGAAUUCGAGGGCAGCUACGUGGACCUGGAGAGCCUCGUCGAUGAGUCGGACAGUAACGCCAAGGACAGACAAUAAUAAUAUUAUAAUAUCGUGUACGCAUAUUAAUAUGCAGGCCGAAGUGAUCUCGCUAGCUGGAACGUUUUUAUCGAUUUCUUUGCAAAAGAAUCACAAAAAAAUUACAUUAUUUUUUUAUUUGUUGUAUGUUUUAACAGUUUUUAUUACAUUCCUUUUUGAUUUACAUGGCAUUUAAGUAGUUUUAUACUUAGAACAAAAAUAUUGUAGACACACAUGAUUAUUUUAGUCUGUUUGAAUAUGAUUUAUUUUAAUUUAAUCGUAACUGAAAAUAUCACGAUUAAAUACAUACUCGUAGUAUGUAAUUUAAAAACCAUAAUGUUAUUUAAAUAUGAUAUAUAUAUUUUUUUUUACCUAAAAGUAGCGAAGUGGAAAAGAACUGAUUUGUUUU
Messenger RNA from Rhopalosiphum maidis (corn leaf aphid), 3453 nucleotides. RefSeq lists its product as uncharacterized. NCBI's taxonomy places the organism in Eukaryota, Metazoa, Arthropoda, Insecta, Hemiptera, Aphididae. Gene Ontology annotation, biological process: cell surface receptor protein tyrosine kinase signaling pathway; positive regulation of kinase activity; protein phosphorylation. Gene Ontology annotation, molecular function: transmembrane receptor protein tyrosine kinase activity; ATP binding. Bases 345 to 3065 code for a protein of 906 amino acids. Gene Ontology annotation, cellular component: signaling receptor complex. The record is from RefSeq and is a predicted model, not a curated record. The transcript has 6 exons.